AGGGCCCUUCUGACAGUGAAGGCAGCUCACUUUUCUCCUCCUCUUAAGCUAAUACACAUUCACUGAGGUGUCUUCUGAAACCCACGCCUCCUAUCAACUUGUCUGUGGUUGUUUUUUUCUCUCUGCUCCGCUGGGAGACCUUCUGAGAAGCAGCCUUCGCAGCACCUUUCCCGAAGCUCCCAAGUCAGUACUAUUACUCUUAUACCAUGCAGUAAGGUGUAUGCGUGAUGGCCUGCGUCUGUCCAUGAAAAGAAUUCGCUGGGGUUAUUUACCUGAGAAGGGGGCAGGACAGUACUGGGCCUUGCGGAGGUCAAGGGCUCACCUUCGGCGUGUGAACGAAAACCAUUGAAUCGACGACGCUUCACCACUUUUUUUUUUUAAAAAAAAAAAAGAAAGAAAGAAAGAAACCAGAAUACCGUCCUUCAUGGCAUCCUCCUCGGAGGCUCGCGACACGCCUCGACAUAUCCCCUGUCCAUCAAACCCUAUCCUGCUCGCCGCACAGUCCCAAUGGCUCUUUACCGAUGAAGAGCUGACCCGAGCGCCGUCGCAGCUUGACGGCAUGGCCCUGGAGGUGGAACAUACAAGUCGUAGUAAGGGGGUCAACUUCAUCACUCAGGUCGGGAUCAUGCUCAAGCUGCCGCAGCCCACGCUCGCGACGGCUGCGGUGUACAUGAAUCGGUUCUUCAUGCGGUACAGCAUGGUUGAUCUUCCGCAGCGGCCGGGCAUGCACCCGUACCCCGUGGCUGCGACGUCGUUAUUCCUGGCGACCAAGGUGGAGGAAAACGUGCGCAAGAUGCGGGAGUUCGUCGUGGCUUGCUGCCGGGUAGCUCUCAAACAGCCGAACCUCAUGGUGGACGAGCAGUCAAAGGAGUUUUGGAAGUGGAGGGAUACCAUCCUGCACCACGAGGAUCUACUACUCGAGGCGCUAUGCUUCGACCUGCAGCUCGAACAGCCGUACCGCAUUCUCUACGAUUUCAUCUGCUUCUUCGGCGUGAACGAGAACAAGCCUCUGCGCAACGCCGCAUGGGCCUUUGUCAACGACUCGAUGUUUACUGUUCUUUGCCUACAGUUUACCGCGCGGGUCAUCGCCGCCGCAGCGCUGUAUGCGGCUGCACGCCACUGCGAUGUUGCCUUUGGCGACGACGUGGCCGGCCGCCCCUGGUGGGAACAGGUCGAUGUCGACCUUGCCGAGGUGCGCAGGGCCUGUACCCGGAUGGCGAAGCUAUAUGAAAACAACGCCAUGCAGCGGCACAGCCAGCAUUACCCGACGACACCGAUCCCGAUGGAAAACGCCUCGGAGACGACCAGACGGGCCUACCAGUCCGCCGAGCCACAAGACGGGGCCGGGCGGAAGCGGUCGCGAGAGCCGUCUCAGAGUCGAGCCAAUCCGUCGUCAGAGUCCACAGCCCCUAUUGACGAUGAACGGUCACCAAAGAGACAACGAGUAGACAACAACAACAACAACAAUAAUAAUACUAUCACACCGGAGCACGACAAGCCCCGAGCCCGUAUUCCAACCUCAGCCGGGCCGAGAAUCCCAAGUCUGAACGGCCAUCAUCACCGCUCAUCCAACAUGCCGUCACGACCCCCACAAGCACAAGCACAGGCACAAGCACGUAGCCAUACCAUCCCACGCCACCCGUACGGCAAGGGCAGCAAUCCAGCUGACGAUCCGAUCCAGCAGCGUAUCGACGAGAUAGUCUCGCAGAGCAUGUCGCCAGAGAACACCGCCAGCAGCACUGCACGCCGUCGCGAGAGGGAGAGGGAUGGUGGUGAUAGGCGGCUCUCGACAACCUCGACCUCCAGCCGGUACGACUCCAGACGAGAUCGAGAUCGAGAUCGGGAGGUGGACGACAGGCCUCCUCCCCCGCCGCCACCGCCAGAGGAAGUUCCUCCUCCACCGGAAGAUGAGGGGAGCGAAGAGGGAGAGGUUUAGCUUAGAGAUAACUACUAGAAGUUUAGAAGUAUCCUUACAACAAACAACUCUAACAAAGUACGCCUAUUGCCUAUUUUUUUUUUUUACUCUAAAUCAUGAUUAUGCUUUUUUCCC
This is a messenger RNA of Penicilliopsis zonata CBS 506.65, 2050 nucleotides long. RefSeq lists its product as hypothetical. Gene Ontology annotation, cellular component: cyclin/CDK positive transcription elongation factor complex; nucleus. Gene Ontology annotation, biological process: regulation of transcription by RNA polymerase II; positive regulation of DNA-templated transcription, elongation. Lineage: Eukaryota; Fungi; Ascomycota; Eurotiomycetes; Eurotiales; Aspergillaceae. The record is from RefSeq and is a predicted model, not a curated record. The coding region runs from base 425 to 1936 and encodes 503 amino acids. The transcript has a single exon. Gene Ontology annotation, molecular function: cyclin-dependent protein serine/threonine kinase activator activity.